Molecule: messenger RNA, 2386 nt
Organism: Boeremia exigua
Lineage: Eukaryota; Fungi; Ascomycota; Dothideomycetes; Pleosporales; Didymellaceae
Exons: 4
Coding region: 98-2386 (762 amino acids)
Source: RefSeq, a predicted model, not a curated record
CAUCGCUUCACGAACUUGUUGUUGACUGUCGCAAUGCCACUUCUCAUAUACGUUUAAUUGGUUCUGCAACCGCAAUUUUGUUGACGACGCAGUCGCCAUGUUGACGCGCAUUCUAAAUGACACCACCUCUCGGAUCAAGGCCUUCGUGAACACCAGUAGCAGCUAUCGCCGGGCGAAUAGUGCGGAAAUGACUGAGCUUACACCUGGUAGCAGCGAGAACCUCAGUACCAGCAAACUGCACGCAGCGAAGGACUUCGAUGCUAAAACAAUACCCUCAUCCGAAUCUGGCAAGCCGCGAUCUUUGCAGCGAAGCAAACAACGUUUUUCUGGUUGGAGGUUUGGUACUCUCAACUUCGCGAUAUGUGCAUCUAUAGUCUUCCUCAUCAACCUCAUCGUCACCAUCUGGGGAUCGGCAGCUCACAAGGAGGACGAGAAUCUCCUGACCGAAGGAGAAUGUGGGCGCAUCAAGAAAAUGAAUUCCGGACUUCAUAUCCUCAUCAACGUUCUAAGCACUAUGUUGCUGAGCGGCAGCAACUAUUGUAUGCAGUGCUUGUCUGCUCCCACUAGGGGUGAGAUUGAUAAAGCACAUGGUGAGAGAAAAUGGCUCGAUAUCGGGGUACCCAGUCUUCGAAAUCUAAGACGUAUCAGUCGACCGAGGCUGGUCUUGUGGUGGUUGCUGGCUAUCAGCUCUCUUCCACUUCAUCUACUAUACAACUCCGCUGUUUACGCGUCUAUAUCAACCAACAGCUACUUCGGAUUCAUGGUUGACCAGUCGUUUCUAGACAGUCCCACAUGUUUAAAUUGCACCACCGCCUUUCCUAAAGAGCCCUUCGCUAAACAAACGUUGAAAACACUCUGGGAUAAGUCACAGAAUGGCUCACUUGAUAGACUAGAGCCUUCCGAGUGCGUGAACGCAUACGGCACCAAGAUACAAUCAGCCAGGCGUAACCUCUUCGUUGUGCUAGCCGACGGGAACUUCAGUUCUGUGUACUCCAGUCCAGAAAACCCAGGAAACAACUGGAUCAAUAACACGAACUUCCUCUCAGCCUGGCUUUCCCGUGCAGAGGCUGGCCUAACGCACUAUCAGAACAACGUUCAAUCUCCAUUCGGCUGGAUAUGCAGCGGAUUACCCACAGAACGACCAUCCCAACCAUGUAUCAACCGACUUGAGGAGGUGAAAAGAUUUUCCGAACCUUGGACAGUGGCUGUCAGCUGCUCUGGAGGACCUCCGGGUUAUUGCGAUCACAAUCGGUGGCCUGUCGAUCAUUGCCUUAGCGAACCAGCUGAACCACGAUGUCGCCUGCACUUCAGCCCGUUGAUCGCAAUUAUCGUCACAGCACUCAAUUUUUGCAAAGCAUUGCUGAUGUUUUACAUCGUAUACUCUUUGAAAGAAAAUCCACUCAUGACCACGGGUGAUGCGGUAGCGUCUUUCCUUGACGAGAGCGAUAGUACAACGAACACAUUGAGUCUACUUAGCAUCCGCGAUGAAAAGCGAGGUUACAGUGCAGGUGCAGUCACCUGGGAUAACCCCCGCCGACGGUGGAAGGAUGUCACAAGCAGAAGGCGACGUACGACGAUUAUCGUGCUAUUCGCGAUCGCCUUAAUCAUUGUCAUAGCGUUACUCAUCUGGGGAAUCAGAGAGAUGAAUCAACUCAUGUCGAUGACUACAUAUAACGCCCUGCGCCUCGGCUUCGGCACUGUCGAUCCUCGGGCUAUGAUCUCCAGCGGUCAGCUACCCAAGAACAUGGUGGCUCUCGCCCUCAUCGCCAAUUUGCCCCAAGUCAUUCUAUCAUUCCUGUACUUUGCGUACAACGGCCUGUUCACGGCGAUGCUCAUGGGCUACGAAUGGACGUCCUACGCACACAAGCGAAAAGGGCUCCGCACUUCGCGCGUACCAACCGGAAACCAAAGAUCCACGUACUUCCUUCAGCUACCGUACCGGUUCGGGCUACCUCUUGUUAUCCUCGGCGGCUUGCUGCACUGGCUAGUCUCGCAAAGUAUCUUUGUGGUGUCUUUCGACUUGUACGACGAAUUCGGGGAGCCAUUGUUCGCGAGCAUGAACCCCAACUGGGAUUUCGCAACCAAGACCAUUGGCUACUCCCCGGUCGCUAUGCUGGCUGUCAUCAUCCUGGGAGUGCUGAUGGUUGUCGCUAUCAUCGGCUUUGGGUACAUACCAUACAAGCCUGGCAUGCCUGUCGCAGGGAGCUGCAGUUUGGCUAUCAGUGCAGCUUGCCACCCGGAGCAGCACUCUGAGACAGGAUAUGGGCUACUUUCGGAGCAGAAGCUGCAGUGGGGCGUUGUUAGCACUAGUACGGAUGGGAUCGGGCACUGUGCAUUUUCGAGCAAGGAGGUUGGGGUGCUGGUCAAGGGACGAAUGUAUUCUUGA